AUGAGUGUGUUCCAGCUUCCUAGGAAGCUCUGUGAUGAAUUGAAUAGCAUGUGUGCCAGAUUCUGGUGGGGUCAAGUGGGUGAUGAAAGAAAAAUCCAUUGGAAGAGGUGGGAUAAGCUGUCAAUUCCAAAGAAGGAGGGUGGUAUGGGUUUUUGGGACUUGAGAGAUUUUAAUUUAGCCAUGUUGGCUAAACAGGGUUGGCGUUUGAUCCAAGGGAAUGACUCUUUGCUAUACAGGUGUUUCAAAGCAAGAUAUUUCCCUCGGACUUCGUUUCUAGAGGCCAAAGAAUCGCCUGGGUGUUCCUAUGUGUGGAGAAGUAUAUUGGCUGCCUUGCCUAUUCUUAGAUCGGGUUCUUGUUGGAGAGUUGGUAAUGGGUCUUCUAUAAGUGUUGUAGGGGAUAGGUGGCUUCCUAACCAUCCCACUAAUAAAAUUCUGUACCCAAGACAUGAGCUGAUUGGAGAUUUAGCAGUAUCUGAUUUGAUUGAUCCAGAAUUAUAG
This is a messenger RNA of Quercus lobata, 498 nucleotides long. RefSeq lists its product as uncharacterized. The coding region runs from base 1 to 498 and encodes 165 amino acids. The record is from RefSeq and is a predicted model, not a curated record. The transcript has a single exon. NCBI's taxonomy places the organism in Eukaryota, Viridiplantae, Streptophyta, Magnoliopsida, Fagales, Fagaceae.